Prorocentrum cordatum is the source of this 2421-nucleotide messenger RNA. The record is from the annotation of a GenBank genome assembly. NCBI's taxonomy places the organism in Eukaryota, Dinophyceae, Prorocentrales, Prorocentraceae.
AUGGGCAUCGUCCUGCGCGUGGGCAAAUGCAUCGAGCAAUCAGAUCGUGAGUGUGCCAAGCAGGUGGGAGCAUUUGAUGCUCGCGUCCACAAGUUCAACGCCGCCAGCGCGGCGCGCAACCAGGAACAGCUGACCGUGGCCAAGCGCAAGCAGAAUCGCAAGCAGAAGUUGACCGUGGCCACGCGCAAGAAGAAUCGCGACCGCGGCCGCGAGUUCACGAGCUCAGCUAUCAAAGCAAUGCGUUUCGCAGCAAGCCCGCAGGAAUAUCAUUCCUGCCUGGCUCGUCGUUUUAAGAGCUAUACGGCAACAGUUUCCAACGUCAAGCCAGGCAUGGCGAUGGCCCACCAUGCCAGGCAGCAGCGCUGCGCCAACAAUAUCAUCGAGGGCGUGCAGCGACCAGAUUUCAUCGAUGCGAGGCAACUUGGCAGCGUGCUGGCAGCGCGCGCAACUCCGCCACGCGCGUUCACCGCGAACUCGGCCGCCAACAUAUUCGCCGGCACGCGCAAGCGCGAGCCCAAUCCCAUCGAGGAAUGCCGGGCGGCGGCGAACUGGGGGAACGCGGUGGUCAAUGCCAUGCUCUGCGCCUUGCAUGCAUUGCAGAAGUCUUUGGGAGAUGCGGCCGUCGCGUUAGACGCUUCGCCGACGCCGGGCGUUCGUGGGGAGUCCGUGGAUAAUUAUCCCUGUGACCAGCGGGGGGCGGCCGGGGCCGUGGGAGUCCCAGCUCAAGUAGGUUCUGAUCGCAAGGAGCGCGGCGCUGCGAAGCAUGGCCGCAAGGGGAAAACCGCGGCCCUCAUGCGUGACAGGUGCGCGCUGGAAAGUAGCCGCCCGGAGCCAGUGUCCCUGGCGAUCCAACGGUACUUCGAGGUCGAGGACGUCGAGAACGGGAACUUCAUCAAAGCGCUCCGUAAGAUCAACCUGUCCGGGCUGACGGGGCUGCGUUGCCGCUUCGAGUCUGUCCUCGGCGAGUGCGACACGUUCAGGGUUGUGGAUCGACGCCUCGAAAAUGGCAUCCGCAUCAGGGUGCCGGCAGACGUCGGGAGUCGCCGCGCCGGCAAUCGGCACGGCUGCCAAGCUGGAGAUUCCAUGGGGGGCCUUACCAUCAAGGGCGUUCUGCGCGAGGCGGUGGCUUUGCAAACGUCCGCGCUCGCAGGAGGCGGCGAUCUCCGGGAAAGCAUGUCGGAUGAGGGCGAGGCAAAGUACGGCAGCGUGACACUUGCGCUCGACGCUUCCAGCGAUUGCGGCGCUGACCUGACGGACGACGACUGCGACGUCGACUCCGCCGUAGACGUUGACGCUGGCGACGCCAGCGCCCCUGGACAGUCCAAGAGCACCGCGCCGCGCCCCGAGGGGGCUUGUUCUAUCAGCGCCGCCGAAGACGCAUUCAGCCCCGGUUUGUCGGACAACGCGCCGUCACUGACAGCGUUGUCUAAGCAGUGGGAGGCGGAGGGUGUCGAGCGGCUGCGCGUGGAGGACUGCGCGCUGGAGGCGGGGGGCCUCGCGCUGCUGGGGCGUGUGCUGGAGCGGCUCGGCGUCGGCGCCGCGGCCUGCCCCGCAGAGGGGAGCGCGGCCUCGGCGGAAGACGACGAGGCGUACGGCGAGGGCUUCGACCUCUUCGGAGGUGCGCCCGAAGAGGGUGAUGCGGCGUCGGCUGCCGGCCCAGCCGAAGCUGCGGCGGUGGCCACGAGCAAAGUCCCGCGCGCCGCCACAGACGGGUGCGGCCUCAGGUCGCUCGGCAUCGUCGACUGCCCGGGCGCCUCCAGCGACGCCUGGUCCCCCUUCUGGCGCCUCCUCCCCCCGACGCUCACCGAGCUGGACCUCUCCGGGAACGCCCUCGGCGACCACGCCGUCGGCGCGCUGUGCGGUGCGCUGCGCCCCAGCGGCGCGACCCUGCAGCUCUCGCUGCGCUCGAACCGCUGCAAGGAUGUGGCGCGCCUCUGCGGGCUGGUGGCCUGCGGUCGCCUCGGCGCGCUCGACCUCACCGACAACUCGCUGAACGACAAGAGCGCCGCCCAGCUGGCCGAGGCGCUGCCGUCCCCGGCCGCGGUGCUGCGCGUGCUGGCGCUGUCGAGGAACAGGCGCCUGACCUCCGCGGGCCUCGCAGGCCUCGCCGCGCAGCUGCCCGCGUCCCCCUUGCGCGCCCUGCGCCUCGACGGCACCGGGCUCUGCGACGCGCUGGACCUCGGCGGCCUCGAGGCCGCCCUGCCGCGCUGCGCCCUGGACGAGCUCCGCGUGGACGGCACGCGCCUCUCGGACGCGGGGGCCAGGCGCCUGCUGCUCGCCGCCCAGCGCUCCCCCGGCGUGCGCGCGGUGACGGUCGACGAGGGCGGCGAGCGGCUGCGGUGGCAGCGGUGCGCGGGCCCCGCGGGCGUGCUGCUAGCUGGGCUGCUCCCGGGGGCGGGCGCGGGCGCGGCCAGCGCGUAG